This is a messenger RNA of Colossoma macropomum (tambaqui), 3895 nucleotides long. RefSeq names its product RAB4B, member RAS oncogene family (gene rab4b). The coding region runs from base 185 to 826 and encodes 213 amino acids. The transcript is spliced from 8 exons. The record is from RefSeq and is a predicted model, not a curated record. Lineage: Eukaryota; Metazoa; Chordata; Actinopteri; Characiformes; Serrasalmidae. Gene Ontology annotation, biological process: regulation of endocytosis; Rab protein signal transduction. Gene Ontology annotation, cellular component: endosome. Gene Ontology annotation, molecular function: GTP binding; GTPase activity.
CAUUCGCAAGUUGAACACAGGUAGUGGUGGAACAGUGAGCGGUGUGGCGGUGGUAGGGAAGGUAGCUAGCCUGCUGGCUAACAGCACUGGAAACGGAGUAACAACAAAGUAUUGUGUGGAAGGAAAAACACAAAACUAUUACCAGAGCCCAGCUGAGUCCAGGUCGUUUCACAGCGGGGUCGACAUGUCAGAGACAUACGAUUUCCUGUUCAAGUUCCUUGUGAUUGGCAGCGCAGGGACUGGAAAAUCCUGCCUCCUUCACCAGUUCAUCGAGAACAAGUUCAAACAAGACUCCAAUCACACUAUCGGCGUGGAAUUUGGCUCCAGAGUCGUCAACGUUGGUGGCAAAACAGUCAAACUGCAGAUCUGGGACACGGCAGGGCAGGAACGCUUCAGGUCAGUGACUCGCAGCUAUUACCGUGGGGCAGCUGGGGCACUUCUUGUCUAUGACAUCACAAGUCGAGAGACCUACAACGCUCUGACUAACUGGCUGACUGAUGCACGGACAUUGGCCAGCCCCAACAUUGUCAUCAUCCUGUGUGGGAACAAGAAGGAUCUGGAUGCAGAUCGUGAGGUCACAUUCCUAGAAGCGUCUCGCUUUGCUCAAGAAAACGAGUUGAUGUUUUUGGAGACAAGUGCUUUGACUGGGGAAAAUGUGGAGGAGGCCUUUCUUAAAUGUGCCCGCACAAUUCUUAACAAGAUAGAGUCUGGUGAACUGGAUCCUGAACGAAUGGGCUCUGGUAUUCAGUAUGGUGAUGCAUCUCUGAGGCAGUUGAGGCAGCCGCGGGGAUCUGCUGCACAGACCAAGCAGCAGUGUAACUGCUAGGGGUCGGCCCCGUUCCCUUCCCACUCCCUGACUCUCUACACAUUACCUCCCCCGCUUUAGCUCCGGGUGUCUCUGGGUUUGCAGGUUAACUCCCCUUCCUCUGUCCCACUGCAACCCUCCACACCCAGACACAUCUGGAUCGUUUCUUAUGAAGUCCAUCUGCAACCUUCGCCCACUGACCUUGGGGAGUGCGCGGCUGGUCUUGGAGUGGUGACCCUGACCGAGUGUGUGGGGCUGGGAGAUAUGGCCAGUAGAGGUGACUGACUAGCGAGACUGCAGCCUUGGUGGCCUGGGGGAAGGGUGCUUUGUAGGGACCUUGCAGAUUUAACCUUAUCCUGUGAUUUUCAUGUGUAUAUACACAAUCACACUCACAUUGUUUGUGUAGAUAAACAGCCAUCAACCCCUCUCUGCCCUGGGAAAAACAAAUCAGAGAGAAGCACAGGUAAUAAUAUUCUUUAUUGAUAUAAAGUCUUAAACAAAAUUAACAUCCAUUAGUCAAUUAUUGCAAAUCCCAAGAUUAAAAAGAGUAAUAAUUUAAGUUGUGCUUGGGUUUUUCCCCUGCUUAAUAAAUAUGCUGAGCAAACUUGAAGGGGUUGCUGGAGAAAGUAACACAUUUGCUGUUUCCAUGAAUACCCACGCACAUCCCCAGCUUUGAGGAAAUGUUGCUCAUAAAGUACAGUCGACACUCUGUGUUGUGCAUUUACUGUAAGUUCCCUUUUAUGCCUUGUAUGAUUAUAUACCCUGUAAGUCCUUGUGUUGGCUAAGCACCUAAAGGGAAAUUUUCCAGUUAGCAUUCUUGAAGCACAAGCAAGGGGAGAUGGUAGAUCAUGUGAACUGGCCCUUGAGACACCCUUGGUCACCCUUAUCUGGUGCAUAUCAGAUGUUAACUGCAGCCCUGGCAUAGUUUGGGCCACAAAGGCUAUCUUAAUGAUGACCUGCACAAGCCAUUUUGCCCUGCUCUUCCUCCAUGGAACUGGUGUCCAUUUAAUGUAAUCUGAAUUAGCUAGCUGUAUAACUUUUACUCACGUGCAACAUACUGCGAGCCUCUUGGGCCCAGAAUGGACUGAUUUUAUUUUCCUGUUUUAGCCUUAGUGAGAGAUUUCUUUAUGUCAUACAGCUCAGUCUCUCUGUAAAAAAGCUGUAAAGAGGCCCCAAAAAUAUAGCACCCUAACUGACCUCAAGGCCCCACCCACAAAUGCAUUCUUUUAUAGCAACAGCUUGGACAAGCUUUAUUGAACGCUGACAGUUUAUUCAACCUAUUGUAACACACUUCAGGUGUCUAGUUUAAUAUUGAAUUUCCAGUUUAACAUGCUGUGCUACUAAACUGGAUUGUGUAGCUAACCGAAACUAGGUAUUUUGGAAAUGAUGAAUUUGAAAACAAAUUAAUACAUUUAAAAAUAUAUAUCCAAGCCUAACAGUGUUAGUGUGUGCCUUGUCAAACACACAAAAUAAAUACCAUUUUAAAUUUAAAGAUACAAUUUGAAAUUAAUAACAGUCUAAAUGUAGGAUUUUUUUUUAAAUUAGGUUGAAUGGAUUUUUUCCCAAUGUUCUAUGAAGUUUCUCCAACCACAAAACAGUAGCUACAAAAGAACACAUUUGUGAGUGGAGCAUAGGUAGGUCGAUUAAUGAGGUUGAUUCCAGUAGUAAAGUGCUUAUGUGCAGUUCAUUGAGAAUGCAUGGAAAAACCUGAGUCGUGAUUUCUAGAGUACUGAAAGUGCAUAUUUGUAGUAUAUUGUGUAUCCCAAAAGAUUACGGAGGCUGAUUUUUGCACUGUGUGCUGAGCUAAGAACCAUCGCACAGCGCAGUGACUGGAAACCAUCCUCAUAAGGCCACUUGACCGACAUGAAUGAUCAAACAAGACUAAUUAAAAGAGGGUAUUAUUCCUGAGUUUAAUGAUCUGCCAGACAGGCUUGUUGUGGGUGUGGCAACACACAGCUGAUUACAGGCGAUGACCAGCACAGUGCCCUGCCCUCUCCCACCUUACUGAAUCGCAUCCCCAUUCCCCAUAACCAACACAGUCAAGCCCAUUUCAGCCUCUGUGUUUUAAAAAUACCAUCUCUGUGAUGUGUGGUGGUUCUUCUGUUUUUUGUUUUUUGUUUUUUUUUCUCUGCAAGUGCACUUUUUUUGACUGUUUAUAUACUGUACCUAUAGAAUUGUAAAAUUUAUAGUAAUUUAAAUAUAUGCUGUAAUGAAAAUUAUUCAAGGAGGGAUCAUUCCUUACUAAAGAACAACUGAGCUAAGUCCGACACCAUUUCAGUGGUCCGAAAUGAAGAAAUAACUGUAUGUGCUAUAUAUAGUAUAUACGUAUGUACUAUACGCACUGGGCAAGGAGAUUUCAUGUAUUAUGAUAAACUAGGCAGUGUGCCUUUGGCAAAGAACGUAGCCUCAGUUCACUAACAAUGCAAACCCAAGUCUUAAUCAUUUUGAAAGGGUUACAUUUAAUCGAGAAGGUGGUGCGUUCAUCGUUCUGCCUCAACUAUUCUGAAAUGCUGUUGUAUGACAUGGUGCUUGUCUUUGUUGAAACCACUUAAUAAUAAUAAUGACUGGACAGACUCCAACCACUAUUUCUUGAUUAGUAAAUAACAAAGUUGACAUGAAUCUAGCACGUGUGCAUUGGCAAGUGAGUUUAAAACUGGUUCUAAACCACCACAAGGAUCUUAAAUAUGACUGCCUGACUUUGAGGUACAUGAAAGUACUGCUGACUAAGCCGACUAAAAUGAGUUGUAUGUUACUGUAUUUAACUGGUUUUGGUAGCAGUGUCUGUGACUACAUCUCUCUGAACUCUAGAGUUCAAAGAGUUGCCCAAAUACUGCAGAAACUCAGUUGUUGCUUAGUAACCAGUGUGAUUUUGUUCAUCCAUAAAUACUGUAUAUCUGAAUCAUCUAUGCUGUAAAUAAGAUUGAACUUGUCUAUUGAAUUGUUUUGGGGGGAGUGUGCUUGUUAAUUUUAAGGAUUAUAAGUAAAGUUUGCUUUUUUAUGUUACAUGAAGAAUGAGGGUUUCUUUGGUGUCCAUUCCAUUUUAUAUAUGCUUUCAUCUUCUGUAGAAAUGUGAAUACACACCUUUAUGUU